AUGCCUUGAGAUCAGGAAGAGCCGCUACAUAACAAACAAGUCGGCACGUUUUGGUGUUUUGAGAUCUAUUACCAAAGAUUCAAUCAAAUCCAAAAAGAACACCGGCAGGAAAACACAAGCGUUUUCGGCAUUUUGGGUUUAUUUAAAAUAACUAAAACAUGGCCAGGCAGUUCGGUUAUCGGCAUGGUAUCUCCGUGCUGCAAAUGAUCGCCUUUUCUUUCACCCUUCCGUGCGCGGUCUGGAUGGCAUGCACCCGCCGAAACGGCUGGUUUGGCAUCGGCGGCUUGUCUAUAAUACGGCUUGUCGGCGCAAGCUGCUUCCUCGCGACGCUGAGCAACAACUCUAUGAGAGUAUGGGCGGGCGCAUACGUGUGCGAAAAUCUGGGUAUCGCCUUGUUGACGUUUCUACUGCUGGGGAUGUUGGAGAGGGCAAACCGCUACGCCAAAUUCGUCCACCGUUGGGUAUUCCAAGGCCCCUACAUAGUUUCAUGGGGCGGCAUAGCCCUCUCGGUGAGCGAGUUCAUCACCACGUCCCGCCGAUCCGACGACGGCACGACGCUGAACCCCUACGGCCUGGCGGGCACCAUCAUAUUCCUGCUCUUCUUUACGACGACGGUCGUGCUCGCAGCCAUCUUCUUCCGUCGCCGCGCCGAGCUCCCAGAUGCCGAGCGCGCGCAGGUCAGGUGCGUGAUCCUAGCCUGCCUGCCCGCCAUGGUGGUGCGCAUCGUCUACUGGCUCGUGGGCCGGUUCCCGGGUCCCGCGCGCGCCACCUUCAGCCCCAUAACCGGCGACCCGACCGCCUACCUGCUCAUGACUGCGCUGCCGGAGAUGGUGGUGGUAGGGGCGUGCACGGCCAUGAUCCUCAGGCACGGUAGGGACUGGAGGGUGUACUACAAGAGCGCCCCGUCGGAGGAGGUGGUGCAUGGGGCCCAGGAGGACGUGGAUUUGAGGAGUAGUAGCGGUCGUGUUUGAUUGAAAGUAAAAGUCAGAAUGUAACAGCUGAGCAUGUUGAACGUACGAUGGUUGUGUCUAGACCACAGCUUAUUUUAGACUUGUCGUUUGUAAGAUGUAAAUUAUCGAAAGACAUCGCUUCAGCUACUUCCAGCCGCGCAACCCUAUAAGGACAGCUGAGUUGAUUGAGCUGUUCGCUGGCUUCCAGCUGGGUGGUUUAGGUUACCGUGCUAAUUUGGCGAUUGUAAUUGGUCGAAACUGCCGAAAGUACACGCUAUUCUACAGCCUGUAGCUUUCGCCACCUCUUCUGGGCACCCGACCCGACACUAGAAC
This is a messenger RNA of Pyricularia grisea, 1283 nucleotides long. RefSeq lists its product as uncharacterized. Lineage: Eukaryota; Fungi; Ascomycota; Sordariomycetes; Magnaporthales; Pyriculariaceae. The record is from RefSeq and is a predicted model, not a curated record. The transcript has 2 exons. Bases 159 to 971 code for a protein of 270 amino acids.